AAAUAUACAUUUUAAACAGAACCCCUACUAUAUAAGGGGUGGCUCAACAGUUACCAGACCCAGAUGAAAGGAAGAAUCAUUGAUUUUCAAGCAACACCUGAGCAACUCACCAGUCAGAAAUGGCUCCAGGGUCGUGGUUUUCUCCUCUCUUCAUCGCGGUGAUCGCACUGGGAUUGCAGUGGCCACAGGAAGCUGCAACCUUCCCGGCCAUGCCCCUUUCCAACCUGUUUGCCAACGCCGUGCUGAGGGCUCAGCACCUUCACCUCCUGGCUGCCGAGACGUACAAAGAGUUCGAACGCACCUACAUUCCGGACGACCAGAGACACGCCAACAAAAAUUCCCAGGCAGCAUUUUGUUACUCGGAAACCAUUCCUGCUCCCACAGGGAAGGACGAUGCCCAGCAGAAAUCAGACAUGGAGCUUCUUCGUUUUUCRCUGGUUCUUAUCCAGUCCUGGUUGACUCCGGUGCAAUACCUGAGCAAGGUGUUCACAAACAAUCUGGUUUUUGGCACCUCAGACAGAGUCUAUGAAAAACUGAAGGACCUAGAAGAAGGGAUCCAAGCUCUGAUGAGGGAGCUGGAUGACCGGAGCCCGCGGGGGCCGCCGCUCCUCAGAUCCACCUACGACAAAUUCGACAUCCACCUGCGCAGCGAGGACGCCCUGCUCAAGAACUACGGGCUGCUCUCCUGCUUCAAGAAGGACCUGCACAAGGUGGAGACCUACCUGAAGGUGAUGAAGUGCCGCCGCUUCGGCGAGAGCAACUGCACCAUCUGAGGGGCGAGCGCAAGGGGGGCCCCCGCGCCCCGCCGCGGGCACCCGUUUGGCCUGAGGAGAAUAAAGCCGCUACCCGCUGAGC
Messenger RNA from Nothoprocta perdicaria, 855 nucleotides. Its product is annotated as somatotropin. The record is from RefSeq and is a predicted model, not a curated record. Gene Ontology annotation, cellular component: extracellular region. NCBI's taxonomy places the organism in Eukaryota, Metazoa, Chordata, Aves, Tinamiformes, Tinamidae. The coding region runs from base 120 to 773 and encodes 217 amino acids. The transcript is spliced from 5 exons. Gene Ontology annotation, biological process: response to nutrient levels; positive regulation of growth; growth hormone receptor signaling pathway. Gene Ontology annotation, molecular function: hormone activity; growth hormone receptor binding.